AUGGAGGCUCAGGCCGAGGCCGACAUGCAGCACGCUUCCCCGACGGGGAGCCAGGCUCGCACCCCCGAGAGCCUGCGACAGCGACAGCGCGACCGUCUGUCGCCGCGCCGUGGAUUUGCGAAGACGAGUCGUAUCUCGUCCACCGUUCGAGACCUGGCCGGAGCCGCCAAGAGCGGCGUCGUGCUCGCGCCGGCCCCGCGGUCCCGAGGCGCGGGCAAUAGCAAUACGGGCUCGCCCGAUCUCAUCACCAGGAAGAGACAGGAUGGCUUGCGCAAGGAGAACAGUGUGAGCCAGAGGGCCCCCCGAGAGGGCGAGGAUAGCAAGUUUGAGAUAGCCCCGGAUGGGAGCUCGGCGGGCAAGGGAGGAAGGCAUUUCACGGUUGCGAACGUGGGGAAUAAUGGCAGGAUAUAUUUACGUCCUACGAGACGCCCUGCAAAUCAGCAAUAUCCUCAACCGCCUUUCGCAUUCCCCAUUACCCCACCAAGCACCGCUGGUCUUGAUACGUUGGUAUCGCACCUUGAGGGAGGAGAGACGCCGCGUGAGAGUUUAUGGACCCCCUCACUUCCACCUUCGACUCCGAUCAUGCAAGCUCGAGAUGACUACUACUUGAAGACACCAUCGAAAGCCCCACGCCAUAAGCGGGCAUACUCUUAUUCGACUGUGGACGAACAGCACGAGCAGCACGUAUCUGGGCGUGACUCAGACAUGGGCGUUUUCAAGGUUGUGAUAGAGAGGCCUGUACCAAAGACAGAGGCUCCAUUUAAGGGAAUUCCAACUCUGGAGGUCCCCAUUCCUUCAUAUAAGCUUGGGAUACCACGGUUCAGUGUUCGUGGCACAGCCUUCCUCCGAGGCUCCUCAUACUCUACCGCCGAUGAGAUGCGCUCGAGUAUGUUCUCUCACAGAGACGCGUCUCAAAAAGAUGCAAGUUCACAACAACCAACGCAGGUUCUCUCGAGGCGGCAUUCUGAUACUUCCCCACAACCUCACUAUUCCUUAUUCGCACCAUCAAGCCCUUUCAACUCGUCCCCUCGUCCCUCUGUUGCUGUUGGUGUCGUGAGACAACCCGCGGCAAUCGUGCCUGAGAUGUUCGACGAUCUUACGUUCAAACCCGCUUGCGACCAUCCUUCCGUAGUUCGCUAUUCUGCGAGCGGUGGGAUUAAGGCUGCCACUCCGGCACGCCUGGUAGCUGAGAUCACGUCUCCUACGUUUGUGGAUUAUGAUCUCGUGUCCGACUUCUUCCUGACAUUUCGCUCGUAUCUCGAGACGGCCGACUUGCUCUACAUGCUCAUUGCGAGGCUGAAGUGGGCACUUGCAAGGGAGGAUGGAACUGGUAUGGUGGUCAGAGUUAGGACGUUUGUUGCAAUUCGUCACUGGAUUCUAAACUACUUUCUGGACGAUUAUGUUGUUGAUUACGACUUGCGCAAGUCGUUUUGCGAUCUGCUCAACGGUUUCGUCAGCGAGCUUUUGGCAUCCGGAGUGUGCACCAAGGUUCCGAUGAAGAUUCUGGGGGAACUCAAAAAGUGCUGGCGUCGAGUGUGUGCGUUGUAUUGGGAUGGCCCCGAAUUCGACACUGAGCUGGGGCCUGACGUCCCCAUCCUUCCAGGAGGAGUCGCUGGGUCACGAGAUCCGAAUUUAGACCCAAGCUUUUGGGAAACACAGCCUGAGGGUCCCCCACGUCUGGACGGCAUCAUCGAACCAGACUCGGCCGAACACAGGACGUCAAUAGCAUUAGAAGCACACAGCUUUCUUGCAGAGGUUCCCCGCACUCGCCACAUUGAUUCUAUGGUGGCUCUUCAAAGCAUCCCAGCUAUACGAACGGAGGGCCCAAAAGGAGAGCCGCCUUUGUCGCCUACAAGUAUUAUGAGUGAAGACUUUGUUUCCUGCUCUCUCCCCCCUUCUCGUGUACGAGCCAUCGGAUCAGCCCAACCCCUAGCAUCUCACCCUGUACCGGCAAACCCAGUAUAUGAUCCUCCUGCGCCUGUUGCAACGACGCCCAGGGCGCUCUCGGGAAAACGUGUCCGCCCUGCUAACUCCCAUAAGCGUAGUGGAAGCUUCUCAGAUUCAUUCCGAGACCAUCGGGCGCAGCAACCGGUUCAGAGGGCUUUGUACAAGAGCACUGAGCUUCUCCUUACUCUUCCAUACGCUGGCAGUCUAGUCAGAGGAAACCUCUUCCCUCCUGGACAGCCAUUUGUCGAAGCGAUUGCUCCGGGCACGCCUGCAGAAACAAGUCAGGCCAACAGCUAUUUCCCUGCAAGGUCCCCAAACAAAAGCCCGUCCGCAAUGUCGGGACCCGGCAUGAAGAAACUCCUUGGUAGCGUACGUCGCGCUUUGAGUACUAAAGCUUUUCCCAGCACUCCCACCUCCUCUCCCACGCAGGGUAGCUUUCCUCACAUUCCACCACUUGGGGUUCGAGGAGCCACGAUCAACCGGCUUCCGGGCACAGCUAUUGUUCCACAGGCACGCCCACGCAACAGCGAGGGAAGAGCACCCAUGCGUAUUGAUUUGCUCGGUGCGGAAGUCGCCGAGGACUUCAAGAAGGCGGUUCGGGAAGACGCAGAAGCCGACGCUCAAAGGCGUGAGGAAAGCGAGCGGAAGUCGACACGGAGUCAAGAGGGUGAUGAUCAUCUUAGCCAUUCCACCUUGAGCCCAAAUACGGCUCUAGAGCCACCGAGGCAGCCCAGACGCAGGGCCCCAGUGAGCGAAAUGACCACCGGGAGCAAGUCAAUUGUAAUAGUUGAUGAUACUAUGACGUUCGAUUCGCCUACCAUGACAGGUGCGUUAUCGGGCAAUGUAUCUAUAGGUACCUUUGCCGAUGCUUUCAGACGACCUUCGGGAGGUCCAACUCCACCGUCAACGCCCCCGGAUAUGCCUCUAGGAAUACCCCGAAGAUCGUCUCAUCUCCUCGGAGAGCACGUCAGCGAGCGUCCUGUGUCAUCUGAAGCCACGCCAUCCAUGGUACUCGAUUCGCGUCCUUCUGGAGAGGAUGUACGCUCCCCAAGUCACCAGCCAUUUGGCGGACGCUCGAUGCAGUCUCGGAGACCGUCUAUACCGAAGAAACCCUCGUCACUUCGUCGAUAUGCUUCCUACCAGAGUGGAUUUACACACCAUAGGAGUGAACGUAGCUUCGAUGCCACUACUGUUUCGGAAGAGGUUGAUCGAAUAUCUCACGUACCAUCCCUCCCUCUGCCUCUCAGAGUCCUCAGACGACGUCCGGGCGGCGAUUUGAGAGCAGUGGCAAACGUGGGCGAACUCAGUUCAUCCCCACUCCAAAGACCAAAGUCGACCGGUUCACUGGCUACUUACUCGGAUUCGGUUCGAAGCUCGUACUUACGCGAUGAAGACUCGGGCGACUAUGUUGAUGUUGUCAAUAGUGACUAUGAACAAUCCCAGUCGAAUGUGAAAACGUUUUCGCUGGGUGCAUUGGCUGAAGCUUCGACAAAGAAGCCUGUUUCACUAUUCAGCACUCAUUCUUCCCAACCUGUCAUGCGGCCAUCAUUCGAAAAAGAAGCCCAACUGCUUGCUCAGAUUCCUGAUGAUGCAGACGAUGAUGGUGGUGUUGAGUCGGCGCUGCUGAAACUAGAAGGUAAAUACGAACCAAAACGGCGUUCUGAUUUGUCUGAAGGUGUCCCCCGUGAUUCUGGAAUCCACAAUAGCUUCGGCGCGACUCAAGUCGACGUUAUCCCAGUAACACUUGAUGAGGAGGAGGAAGUAAAUCACCAACAUCAACAGGAGCAUAUGCCACCCGCUUACCUCGGGACUGACGAGGAGCUACAACCUACCAUUUACCAGCCUCGUGGAAUUCAAGAAACAAUCAUUACUGUAUCAACCCGAUCAGUAGAGUCAUAUAACUCUACUCCCUUGCUUGAGCGAGGUCUGACCGAUGAUGAAAUGAUGCAAAGGAGGACCCAAGAUUGGUCAGAGCGCUCAAUCUUUCACGAACCCAGUUUAGAGAGGCAUAACGAACAUACUCCAGAGUCAUCCCACGCCAAUUCUUUUGACUUCGUUAACGAGACGGAUAGUAUGAAGGGAAUCGAUUCCGACCCCAUGGAACCUAACCAUGUUAGCCAUGAAGAUUCGUUUCUGGAGAGCGAUAGUGAGAAUCGGAGUGACCUCUCAUCGGAAAUAUCUUUGGAAGUUAUUUCACGGACCGAGUAUACUGAACGUGAUACGACUUCCCCCCAGACCUUUCCACCUACCCAACCAGGUACCGUAAUGAAGGAGAUGGCUCUUCCAUCACAUCCGCUACGGCACCCUCCAUCGCCGCCAAUGACCUUGUCGCAGGCCCCGCAGACGUCCCCAAUCAACGCCAAGACGCCGCAGAUUCAAAAAGAACAACUACAGAAAGAGCAAAAUCAGCAUCCCCCGUCGCCAGAGAAUACAAGAAAAGAAACUGGCGGUGAUAAAGGCGCAUCAUCGCCUUUGACAGAUCCUCUUCGAUCGCAUCGUCUACCUGAGGCAUCUCGAAAAACAUCUGCCCAUCUGCCGUUCAUCUUGGCAUUUGACUCGCAGGUUCUUGCACAACAGUUCACUCUUAUUGAGAAAGAUGCCUUGAAUGAGAUCGAUUGGAAAGAUUUGAUCGAAAUGCGCUGGAAGGACGCUAAUACCGAUUCCCGAUCCUGGGUUGACUUCCUUCGUACAUCGGAACCGCGAGGUGUGGAGGUUGUUAUUGCACGAUUUAACCUCAUGGUUAAAUGGGCUAUCUCUGAGUGCGUCCUCACUCAAGACCUGGGAGAGCGUGUCCAAUGCAUCAUCAAGUACAUCCAUAUAGCGGCACACUGUCGUAGAUAUCGGAAUUUUGCUACGAUGACCCAGCUUACGAUUGCCCUUACCUCGAAAGAUAUCAGCCGCUUGACGAAUACCUGGGCGCAUGUCCCAGCUGCCGAUAUCCAGACCCUGAGGGAGCUUGAGGCCCUCAUUACUCCAACGCGAAAUUUCCAUAGCCUUAGAGCGGAGAUGGAAGGUUGCGGCGCUGAUCAAGGCUGUAUUCCAUUUGUCGGGAUCUAUACACAUGAUCUUCUGGCUAAUUCAGAGAGACCGAGUCAGAUUGCUGGCACGCCGACGACUGAACCACUUGUGAAUUUUGAGAGAUGUCGCACGGAUGCCACAGUAGUCAAGAAUCUCCUGAGACUCUUGGAAGCGAGUCAACUGUAUAGAUUCCUACCGAUCGAGGGGAUAACAGAGAGGUGUCUGUGGAUGGCUGCAUUGAGCGAUGAAGAAAUCACCAAAUAUGGAAAGAUGAUCCAAGAAUGA
Messenger RNA from Amorphotheca resinae ATCC 22711, 5250 nucleotides. RefSeq lists its product as hypothetical. The transcript has 2 exons. The coding region runs from base 1 to 5250 and encodes 1749 amino acids. Gene Ontology annotation, cellular component: plasma membrane. Gene Ontology annotation, biological process: positive regulation of GTPase activity; Ras protein signal transduction. Lineage: Eukaryota; Fungi; Ascomycota; Leotiomycetes; Helotiales; Amorphothecaceae. Gene Ontology annotation, molecular function: guanyl-nucleotide exchange factor activity. The record is from RefSeq and is a predicted model, not a curated record.